AUAUUGCGUUGUUGCUGUUCAUUUAUAAAGUAAAUUAAUCCAUUUAUAUUGACAGCAUCAGCAAUAUAUAAAAAAAACAUGGCGGCAUCUAUAAACUUCUGUCAACAAUAUAUUAGAAAACACGAUGUAAAUAAUAUAAGUACACUGCAAGUUCUUCACAAGACAAAACUAUUUUUUUUAUUGUUACUUAUCAAUUGUCCAAAUAGAAAUUGACAUAUUAUAAACUAUAUUCAAUUAUUGCAAAAGUUACAACAUGGACGAUACUAUUAAUUCAGACUUGAGUGAAGAAGAAGUUGUCACUGCCAAAAAAGUCCUAGAAACAUUAGAAAGUGCAUGGCUAAACGAAAAAUUUUCUCCAGAAAUUUUACCACAUCAAGUUGAAGUAGUAGAUUGUAUGCUCGAACAAAUACAACACAUGGAAAAUAAUAUGUCCAAGUUGGAUAAACAAGAUUUUAGAUUGUUGGCUCAUCGAAUGGAAUUAGAAAGAAUUAGAUUUAUCAUUUCCAGUUAUUUGAGAUUGCGGUUGGAAAAGAUAGAACUUUAUACACAGUAUAUAUUAAAACAGGAAUCUGAAAGAACUCCUGAUGAGCAGAGAUUAUCGCCCAAUGAACUAAUUUUUGCUAAAGAAUUUUUAGCAAAUCAAGAAAAUCACUUGAAUCAAGUAGCAUUAAGGCAUAUGCCUCCGAACUUCCAAACAACUGAUCCUGCUUUAACCAUGGUGAAACCCAAUAUGCAAACACAUGUAUUUCUUCAAGCCAAAAAGUCCCUGGCUGCGAUAGUAGUGCCUUUUAGUGAUGAUGAAGUGGACUUAACAGAAGGAUCGCAACAUGUUAUGCAAUAUGAACCAAUUGCCGAAAUGGUGUGUUCAGGAGCUGUACAACUUAUAUGA
Molecule: messenger RNA, 889 nt
Organism: Ctenocephalides felis (cat flea)
Lineage: Eukaryota; Metazoa; Arthropoda; Insecta; Siphonaptera; Pulicidae
Gene: Sld5
Product: DNA replication complex GINS protein SLD5
Exons: 4
Coding region: 254-889 (211 amino acids)
Biological process (GO): double-strand break repair via break-induced replication; DNA-templated DNA replication
Cellular component (GO): GINS complex
Source: RefSeq, a predicted model, not a curated record